AUGAGUGCUAUGGACUUGAGGGUGGGAAAUAAAUAUCGGAUAGGAAGGAAGAUCGGUUCGGGUUCUUUUGGAGACAUUUACCUUGGCACAAAUAUUAUCAAUGGUGAAGAGGUAGCCAUCAAAUUAGAAUCCACAAAAGCUAAGCACCCACAAUUGGAAUAUGAAGCAAAAGUGUAUAAAACACUUGCUGGAGGUGUGGGCAUUCCAUUUGUUCGUUGGUACGGUACAGAAUGCGAUUAUAAUGCUAUGGUUAUCGAUUUAUUGGGCCCAUCCUUGGAGGACUUGUUCAAUUUUUGUAAUCGUAAAUUUUCAUUAAAGACUGUGCUGUUAUUGGCUGAUCAAUUGAUUUCUCGAAUCGAAUAUAUUCAUUCCAAAAAUUUUAUUCAUCGAGACAUCAAACCCGACAACUUUUUAAUGGGAAUUGGUAAACGUGGUAAUCAAGUUAAUGUAAUUGAUUUUGGUUUGGCCAAGAAAUAUCGGGAUCCAAAAACACACUUACAUAUCCCUUACAGAGAAAAUAAGAAUUUGACAGGAACAGCUCGAUAUGCAAGUAUUAACACUCACUUGGGAGUUGAACAAUCCCGUCGUGAUGACCUUGAGUCACUGGGAUAUGUAAUGAUGUACUUUUGUCGUGGAUCUCUUCCAUGGCAAGGCCUUAAAGCUGCUACAAAGAAGCAAAAAUAUGAUCGUAUUAUGGAAAAGAAAAUGACCACACCUACAGAACUCCUUUGUCGCACAUUUCCCAAUGAGUUUGCUAUCUAUCUGAAUUAUACACGGUCUCUUCGAUUUGACGAUAAACCUGAUUAUAGUUAUCUAAGAAAAUUGUUUAGGGAUUUAUUUGUUCGUGAAGGUUUUCAAUAUGACUAUGUUUUCGAUUGGACAAUUUUUAAAUAUGAAAAAGAUGCGAAUAAAGUGCAUAAUAAUAAUAUUAAUAUGAAUUUACCACCACCAAAUCAGGAUGAUCCAAAUGCUGCUGAAGAUGAUCAAAAACAACGUCUUGCUUCAAGACAAUUGAUGAAUGUAAAUGAACCCAUAACAGCAACAUCGCGCCGAGCUCAAAACAAAACGAACUAUGUUGUUGGUAUGGGUGGUUCACGACCUGUUCAAUCAUCUCAGCAAACAAUUCCAGUUGGCCCUUCUUCACGCUCAACACAACAAAGACGUAAUCCCAACAAAGAUGUUAUUGUUCCACCUGUACCUUCGGACCAAACAUCAAGACGUAAUCCCAAAGAUGUUAUUGUUCCACCUGUACCUUCGGACCAAACAUCAAGACGUAAUAUCAACAACAAAGAGGCUCCACCUGUACCUUCGGACCAAACAUCAAGACGUAAUAUCAACAACAAAGAGGCUCCACCUGUACCUUCGGACCAAGCAGCAAGGCGUACUAACAAUCCUGUUCCACUUGUACCUUCGGACCAAAUACCAAGGCGUAUUAACAAUGGUCCACCUGCAACUUCGGAUCGAUUACUUCGUAGCCAAACCAAGAAUAACCCACCGAACUAUAAUAUGAAUACAUUCCGAGUUAAUAAGAGAGAUGAUACAUCCGGUGGAAAUAGCAAUUGGUAUUGA
This is a messenger RNA of Funneliformis geosporum, 1569 nucleotides long. The record is from the annotation of a GenBank genome assembly. Lineage: Eukaryota; Fungi; Glomeromycota; Glomeromycetes; Glomerales; Glomeraceae.